AGUUAGUUGCGGCUCUCAGCAGUGUAGCUGGUGUUUGGGCAUCUCACAUCUGGAAAUGACUCUUCAACCUACAAGGUAUGUAUAAGUUUCAUUUAUAUUUCUAAUAUUUAUACUCUAUUUCUUCUAAAACUAAGGGAACAGACACCUUGUGAUGGAAACUUAUUGAAGAUUGUACAGAAGUUGUUAGAUUGAUGUAUCAGUGUGUGGAGAUUAUUCAGAGGUUUUCUGUGUAAUACUUAACAGUGAUAUACAGAUGAAAAUAACCAAAAACAAUGAUAUUAUGAUAACAAAAAAGGCUUUUGACAACUUUUAAUGGUUAAAAUCAGAGUGGAUAACUUUGGAGUGAAAACAUCUUUUUCUGAGAGUCAGUCACAUUAAGUCAAAUCUGAGCUCUGAAGUAAAAGAUAUUCAAGUUUGUUUUCUCUAUGUGAACAUUUUCUCAUUGCCAGGCUCAUGUUAACUUUUGAUUUGCUCAGCUGUGAUGCAUGUAAUUUCUUAUAUUCCUAUAGCACCAAACAACUUAUCUGUCUUGUGCUCUUAAACUGAAAUUGAAUUUUUUAUGCAUCCUUACCCAUUAACCCAAGCCAUUUAGUCUUAAAUACUUGGCGUGUUUGACUGCUGUUUAGUUUGCCAGAUGAGAAAAGAUCUAAUAUUGUGCAUGGCAAAAUCAAACACCCUGAGGGAAAUUAGGUGAACAGAGCCACGCUUGUUGCUCCUUAAUGGAACAUGAUAUGCAGUGUACAGUGAACACAGUUAUUGAUCUAUAGGAUAAGGCUUUGGUAAUGGGGGCUGCUUGCAAAGGUUGCAGUGCAGAAUUUAAAUGAGUAAGUCUUUCCCAUGAUUGAACCCUUUUAUUUCUCUGUUUCACACUUAGGUCUACUGUUAACUUUCACCAAACUUAGCAGAUAAUCAUGCAUGUUUCUAUGUGGCUUAUUUUAUAUUAGUCGACUAGUUUACAGCAUCAAAACAAAGUGUAUAGGCAGAAAUCAUUUGUAUUCAACUUGAUAGGCCAAGUCAGGUCAUGACCCCUAGAGGAGGAUUAGCAGAAGCACAUUCAAAUGGUCCCAGUAAAGAUUGAUAAUGAUCACAGAUAUAAAAACAUAAUACUUUCGUUGUUGAUAGUUUAAGUUUACAGUGCUUGUCUGAUGUCAGUUGAGGGAGUGCAGUCAAAUGUGCAGCACUGUAAAUGCACCCUGACUGAUUUACAGUAAGCAUAAGAGUUAAAUGCUACUGUCAUAUAUUUUGGUUUCCUUACAUGUGGAUAGAGCCGGGAUGGGAUAUUGUUGUAGUUUCCCAAACAGCUGCAGUUUCCCGCUACACUUACAGUGCGGUCAUGAAAGUGGUAUCAAAUUUCUCUUCUAAAAUCUCUCUAACACAACCCAACAAUGAUGAAUAUUUUAGUACUAUGAGGCUCAAAAACAUUUUGUGAUCUUUCUGAGGAUGUCUGUGUCCAAGGCAGAGGAGUCUUCUGUGGUAAUGUCACUAUAACAUGCAUAAAGACAUUUCUACAAUACAGCACAACAGCUGGAAAGUACUGUAUAUGAACAACAUCAUCACAAUGCACACUUGCAGUAGAUAUUCCUGUCUGUUACCUGUUGUGUUCAUGGAUCAGUUCAUCCUAAAGUUGACAUUUGACAAACAGGCUGAGGUGUGUGCAAAGUGUAGGUAUGUAGAUUCACUAAAACACUGUCCUGAAAUCUUCAUGAGUGCAAUGCAUGUGUGAACAUUUGGCAAGAGAGUCAAAAGGAUAGUUGUAAGAAAAAUGAAAAAGUUUCUCCAGUGUCAUAGCUGAAUUGUCCUUUUCUAUUCCUCUUAGCAACCCUGCUAACUUCAGCAGCACCCCUGCUUGGUAUGACCUAAACGGCACCAAUGGCACCGACUGUCAUGAUGCAGACUACUGGGAGGGGCUCUACAGCUGGCAGCCGGUCUACAUCGUGUUCAUCACUGUGCUGGGGGUUAUCUUCAACGUCUUUGUCCUGAUGGUUUUCUGCUUUCACAAGAAAGCCUGCACCGUGGCUGAGAUCUACCUGAGCAACCUGGCUGCUGCUGACCUUGUCUUGGUGUCCUGUUUACCUUUCUGGGCUGUCAACAUAGCCAACGGUUUCGACUGGCCGUUCGGUCUGUCCCUGUGCAAAAUUGUCAACUUCGGCAUCAAGAUGAACAUCUACUGCAGCAUUUACUUCCUUGUUCUGGUUGGCAUCGAUCGCUACAUCGCGCUGGUACAUCCAAUGUCCCAUGGCAGAAUGCGCAGGCCCAAAUAUGCCAAACUUAAUUGUCUGCUGGUGUGGGGUUUAGGGUUACUGCUGUGUGUCCCGACUCUUGUCUUUAGACAAGUGAAGCAUUUCCCAGAGUACGAUGUCCAUGCUUGCUUUCUGGAAUAUCCAAAACAUAUACCCAGCUUACAGCUGUUCUUUGACGUGAUGUUGGUCAUUUUCAGCUUUAUUGUUCCAAUUUCAAUCAUCUCAUUCUGCACUGUAAAGAUUAUCCAGGCUUUGAAGAUGCAGUCAAUAGAGAGGUUCAAUGCAGAGAAAACAGAGCAAAAGGCCACCACCCUGGUUCUGGCUGUCCUCCUCGCUUUCUUAAUCUGCUGGCUGCCCUUUCAUGUGGUUGCAACUGUGGAUGUAAUCAUGCGUGCUGCUGAUCUGGAGGGAUGCUACAUUGAGACUGUGCUCGAUAUUUGCAACCAGGUCUUCACCUACUUGGGCUUCUUCAACAGUGUUCUCAACCCCAUCCUCUACGUCAUUGUGGGAAAGAAUUUCCGCAAGAAAGUCCGAGAACUCUUGACACAGUGGAGCAUCAAGAAAACAAUAACCUCAGAGUCUACACGGUCCAAUUUGUCAUCAACGCUGAAGACUGUGGUUUGAAACACCUCUUUUCUAAAGGAAAUAAUGACUUUAUAAAAUGAUUUUCCAAUGCAUUCAUCUUUCUGCAGUCAUGCACUGAUGUAAAUAAGUCGAACAAAAAGUUUGAUGAAUGAUUAGAUUUGCAGCAGAUGUAAUCGUGUAAUUGGACUGAAUCAUCCUUUCUUGAAUCAAUCUGUAAGUUUCAUCUCAAGAUGGUCAAGUCUUGUUUCAACCUUUUAUAGAAAUUAACAAUCAUUUACAUAAAGUAAUACAAGUGUUUGAUUAUUUUCCUCUACUGUCUUAACUUUGUAAAUGACCUUUAAUAAGCUGGAAAUCCUGACACAGACGACACUUUAUGAUGGAUCCCUUCAAGUGUGGCUGAAUGAAGACAGUUUGCCUCUUGUUACAAAUAUGGACACCAGUAUAUUGAAUGUUCAGGUGAUCUAGAUCAGCCUAGCUGCUGUAAAAUAUUCAUUGUAAAUAAAGUUUGCAUUCUCUGUAACCUUUUGCUAAUAACGUUGACUUUAACCGAAACAGUAUUUGUUUUUCUCUGUACAUAAUCAUCAAAUAAAACACACAUAUGGUUUGAAAGGGCGUCUCAUUGAAUCUUUAUAGUGCAUUUAACGAUGCAAGUUGAGCACAAAAACCAGAACAGUAAGAAAGCCCCGACAACUGCUUGCUAAGUGUUUUCUGGUGUUUCUGACUCAUUGUCUGCGGAGUUAAAAACAGGAUUCUGUCAAAGACUUUCCAGCGGUGACACACAAACAUGCUCCUUUUUGUUGGCUGCAUGGACACGAGUUGUCUCAUUAUGCACUCCUACCCACACCACCGUAAUUUAACAGACCUGUGUUGACUCAUGGUGGGUUGUGGUUGAGGGUACAACCCUUGUCGUCUCGAAAAUGAGGCAUGUCGAGCCAAACAGGAAAUCUUUGUUAGGAGUCAGGUUCAGCCACCGUUGCCCGUGCUGAAGUUGUCGCAGAGCAGAAACCAUGCAGGCAGACACAGACAUUUCAAAUGGUGAAGUCCAGUCCAAAAAUACAACUUAAACAACAUGUGUUUCCUGUCUGCCUUUAAGAUUUUGCCAAAUGUAUUACACUGGAUUUCAUCUUCUUUUUACAGAAAACUGGAAAAUUAACUUGAUCUCUACAAGUUAAUGAGCCUAAAACAGGUUAUAUAUCCACUGUAUGAUCUGUAUUGUGUACCCUGCAAGCAGGGCCGUAUUAAGGACCGGGCCAGUGGGGCCGGUGCCCAGGGGCCCAGAGCGAUGUAGAUGCCGAUGCCAAUUGCGAUGUCAGAGAGGCCUCUACUCUCUAGGAUCUUAUCACUACUCACACUGUUAUAGGGCAUAUCUGAGGAGAACCGAGAGAGAAGGGUGAUAUGAAUUGGGCGGGGGGGACAGGGACGGCAAUCAGAGGGCCCCUGGGCUUUGGGGGAUAGCAGUCAGAGGGCCCCUGGGCCACGGGGGACGACAAUCAGAGGGCCCCUGGGCUGGCCCUGCUGUACUGCCUCUCGUGAAUACUCCAAAGGGAGCCCUUCAUAGCUCAGUUGGUAGAGCAGAGGACUGUAAGAAGUUCCUCAUAUGAAAGGCUGUGAUCCUAUGGUCGCUGGUUCAACUCCAGCUCGAAGCACCAGAUUUCAUUGGUGUGUGCAAUGUUUAAGCCUUUACUUCAUCUGUCAGCUCCUCCAAAAUGUCAAAACACAAACAAGAUAACUCCUGCCUAAUUUUCCAACCAUCAAAUUUUUCUUCACCCAGCCUAAAGGUCCUGAUUCUAAGUUCUGGGUCCAUGGCAAUAACUGUUGGGUACAAACUGCAAAGCUUUGUUCUGCAGGUAGGGCUUGGCUUUUCAUUGACCAUGGGUUGGAAUAGUUCUGUGGGCAUAGUAUCUCUCCUAAGCCACUAUGUAUUCUGCAGUCGUGGGUAGAGAGCACCUUCAUAGCUCAGUUGUUAGAGCGGUGAACUGUAAGAUGCUCCUUGUGUGAAACACUGUGAUCCUAAGGUCCCUGGUUCAACUCCAGCUCCAAGAACCUCCUUGUCAUAGGAAAUACCCCCAAGCCUUCUCUUUAUCUGUCAACUCCUCCAAAAUGUAAAAACACAAACAAGAUAACUCUUUCUUAAAUUUUCAACCAUCAAUUUUUUAUUCACCCAGCCUAAAGGUCCUGAUUCUAAGUUCUGGGUCCCUGGCAAUGACUGUUGGGUACAAACUGCAAAGCUUUGUUCUGCAGGUAGGGCUUGGCUUUUCAUUGAUCAUGGGUUGGAAUAGUUCUGUGGGCAUAGUAUCUCUCCUAAGCCACUAUGUUUUCUGCAGUUGUGAGUAGAAAGCACCUUGAUAGCUCAGUUGUUAGAGCAGAGGACUGCAGGACGUUCCUCAUAUGAAAUGCUGUUAUACUAAGGUCGCUGGUCCAAUUCCAGCUCAAAGCACCUGCAUUUCGUUGGUGUGAGCAAUGUUCUGGGUCUAAUCACAUUGAAAUAAUGCCAAGCCUUGUCUUCAUCUGUCAGCUCCUCCAAAAUGUAAAAACACAAACAAGAUAACUCCUGCUAAAUUUUCCAACCAUCAAUUUUUUAUUCACCCAGCCUAAAAGUCCUGAUUAUUAGUUCUGGAUCCCUGGCAAUGACUGUUGGGCACAAACUGUGAAGCUCUGUUCUGAGGGUAGGACCAGGCUUUUGAUCGGCCAUGUCAAUCAAAAGCCCAGCCUGUUGUCGCAGAUGUGAUGAUUUUUUUCUUGGUGAAGUGUUAAGGCACCAACUCCAAGGUUCAGACUGUCUUACCUGGUGCAACCCAGAAAUAUUAGAAGCUCAUUACCUCCAUCCUCAACCAGGAAUUGCAUUUAAAUUAGGUUUAGGUUGGACUCAAGCACAGCUGGUGCAGCCCAGUGUUGCAGUCUAACACAUAAAUCCAGCUCAAAACCUUUCUAAAAGAUUUGAGAGCAAAUUUCUGU
Molecule: messenger RNA, 5780 nt
Organism: Xyrichtys novacula (pearly razorfish)
Lineage: Eukaryota; Metazoa; Chordata; Actinopteri; Labriformes; Labridae
Source: the annotation of a GenBank genome assembly